UGGUCUGCCUUGUACGUGCCAGGCCGUUGGCGCGAAAACUGUGGGAAAGACAGGGACAGUUCAGGAAGUCUCAGGCUGUUUUGGAGCCUUUCGUGGCUGUGCUAGCAAAUAGCAGAAUGUGGAAACGAGCAGUUUGGUUGGAGGGUAAGAAAGAAGAAGAGGGUGUGGUGCCAUCCAGCUGGGUAUUAGAAGAGAACCAAACCUUGUUUUGGCCACAAGGAGUUAAUGCUGAGAAUGCCCUUCAUAAUCAGCAAGAACCAGACCCUGCAUCAUGGAGAAAGUUUAUGUUGAAAAAAGUGAAGAUCACUUCUGAUAGUUUUCAAGAAUGCGAUACCUACCAUCUGACAUCUACGGUGGAGAGUUCUGAGAGCAACAGUGAUCCUGAUGAAGGUCUACUCAUGAGAAAAAGGAGAAAACGUUGUAAGAAAAAUCUGCCUGAUGACUUUCUCAGCAGUGAAAACUUACAUGAAGCUGUCCACAUGAAGCCAGCCUCACAGAAGCCACAGGUCACAACCUCUCAAGAUAAGGUAGCUUCUGCUCCUUCACAGGUUGUACUUCCAACACCUCCUCCUAAGGUGUCUUUGGAUAUGCGGUCCACCAGAACCCAUGGGAUGAUGGAGUGCAGUGCAACAAAAGAUUCGGUAUCCAGCAAGACAUCCAAGUCAUCUGACAACAGUGAUGGCAGUGGCCAGCAUGACAGGAGACAUCAUGACACGCCUUACCAAAAAAGAAACCAUGAUCGAGGUGACAAUCUUGACCACCAUGACAGGAGACACCAUGACACACCUCACCGAAGAAGAAGCCAUGACCAAGGUGACGUGCUUAAAAAGUUCUCAGAUUCAAAUGUGACAGAAAUACAAAUGAUAGUUGCAGCAAAAUUGCGUAAUGCUCCAAAAUUGAAAAAUGAAAAUUAGCUGAUGUACAGUCGGCGCGAAAAAAAUGUCCCCACCUGCUAACAAUAACAAUAAUAACACAACAACAUUAACAAUUCUACCAUUCUUUACCUUAUCAUUUUUUAGGGAUAAUAAAACACUAAUAUUACUGUCAUAUGUGCACAUUAGUAUUUUGUCAUCUCUCCUUUUACAUUCAGAACGGCAUUUAUGCGACUUGGCAUACUGUCAGAUAAUUUUUUGAAAUAAUCCAAGUCAGUUUCAUCCCACAGCACACGAAGUUUUUCCGUUAUAGCGCCGACAGUGUUCACUGAGAGUUUGCCAAUUUUUCUUUUUAGUUCAUUCCACAAGUUUUCUAUUGGAUUUAAGUCUGGACUGUGCCCUGGCCACUCAAUUAACGAAACAUUGUUCUCUGUAAGCCACUCCAUCACACGCUUUGCCCGAUGGCAUGGAGCACCGUCCUGGAGGAAAUGAGCGUUCUCGUGGGAUUCAUAAAAUGGGAGCAUGUGAUCUGUCAGCACGUUCAUAUACAGCGCAGCAUUCAUGUUCAUGUUUUUGUCUAAAAAGUACAAGCCCCCACUACCUUUCUCACCACUGAAGCAACCCCACACCAUCACACCUGCUGGAAACUUAACCGUCUUUACCGUGUACUUGCUGUCAAAACGAUUCGCACCCACAGGACGUCGCACGGUUCUCUGUCCUUUUGAAAUAGUUUUGAAGGCAGAUUCAUCACUGAACACAACUUUUCGCCAGUCUGCUGAAGUCCAGUGCUUGUAGCGUCCGCAGAAAUCAAGCCGCUGUUUUCUCAUUUUUUCGGUGAGGAGAGGUUUGUGAGCUGCCCGACGACACGGUAGCUUGAAAUCUUUCUGUAGCCGCUGUUGAAGUGUUCUCACUGCCACAUCUCCCAGCACAUCUCUAUGCAUUCCUUUUAAUUCCUUGGCGGUGAUGAAAGGGUUCUUCAGCACCUCACGUCGCAACAGCAUGUACGUCCUCUGGCCUGUCUUUCGUUUCCUCCCCGACCCCUGCUUUCUCUUUUGAAUAACACCGCCGUGGGCACUGGUUGCUUUGAUGACAUUACGGACACACUUCGCUGAUCUUCUUGUCCUUCUUGCCACUUCUCUUUUGCUGAGGCCUUCGCGAAAUAGAGCCAGUAUAGCACCUUUCUCCUCCAUUCUUAGCUUGGCAGGCCCCAUUCUGAAGCAAAGGGUGACCGAUAUCACGAGGAGAGGCGAGCGAUAUGUGAGGAAACGGGAGCAGAAGCGGGAAGUACCUCUCCGUGACAGGAGGGAGUAAACACCCUUCCUCACACACUGCCUGGCGGUUACUGAAUCUCGUUAAUCUGUCACAUUAUUAAAUUGAAAGCAUGGAGAUGCCAGAUGUUCAUUAUUGGCUGUGACAAGUGUUUUCGUGUCCGCUGGUGGCUAAAUAAACCUAAAUAAACAAGAACGUAAUGUUGUGUUGUUAAAACUUAAUGAUACAGCAGGUGGGGAUAUUUUUUUCACGCCGACUGUAAAAUGGUACUUACAAUCAGUUAAGAUCUGCAAGAAUGUUAAAACAAACCAAUCUUUGUCUCAUGCAUGACCUUGGUGAAGUAAAGUAUUUUCAUACCAAGAUGAACUGCAAUAGCGCAGUGAAAAAUCUAGUCAUACCCACUGCCAACAGGAGUCUAACCCGGGUCUCUUGAGUGAGAGCCAGACAGCAAGACCACUACACCACUGUGGUGUAGGGGUCUUGCUGCCUGGCUCUCACUCAAGAGACCCGGGUUCGACUUCUGGUGGCAGUGGGUAUGACUAGAUAAAGUAUUUUCAUUUUGUAUGUUACUAAAAAAAUGCUGGUAAAUUUAUCUCAUGACUGAUUGUACACAGAUGACCUUAUAUAUUGUAACUAUGUGUACAUUUCCCUUCCUCCCCCCUCUCUCUCUCUCUUAAAGAAGCUCUUUUUCUAUCAGAAUGACAAAAUUUAUUGAUGUGUAAACAGUAUAAGGGGGGAUGUUAGAGAAGCUUAAGAAUGAAAGAACCAGGACCGCCGAGAACCGAACCUCAGACAAGCUGUUCCCGCCACCACGCUAACCUGGUCCUGGUUCUUUCAACUUGUCGUUAUGGGAUUCAAGCUUAAGAAUGGUUUUAAGAUGUGGAGAGAGACUUACUGCUGUAAAAUUUGAACCGAUUGGGAUAUUACCUCAUGAUAUUUAUGUGAGAUGAUAUUAAUGAUCUCAGAUUAUAAAAGCAAACUAGUAUUAUUAACAGUUAUUUAUUUUGUAAUUUAGUAAUAGAUAUAACAUUUUAAUUUAUAAUUUUGCUUUUGCCUACCACUUAGGUUCCCAUGUAUUUUUACGUAAAUGAAAAAGUAUGGAGCUACACAAGUAUCAAUUCACAAAAUGCUUAAUUUCAUUGACAACUGUGGUCUGUAUUGUUUUAAGCAUAUUGUGUACUUGUGGCAGGCCUGGUAUUCUUUGCAUAUAUUCCCCCUGGGGCUACAUAGAUACUAGAAUGUAGCCCUCUCCAUGUCGGCUGUGUGCCGUAAGAGGCGACUGAUUCUGGCCCUGGGUGGGGAUCUCUUUUACUAGCCCAUAGCAGGUCUUUUUACCACUUGACAUAUUUUCCCUUCUCAUUUCCCUUUGCUUUCUGUCCAUUUUCUUUUACGUUCUCUUACUUUUCCGAGUGGUGGGCUGACUCUUUGUCAGAGUGAGGGUUGGUGUCCUUUACUUCCCAUAGCCAUUUCUGUCUUUCUCUUGUUCUAUAUACCUCUACUGUUUAGGGUGACACUAGGCUGGGGAUCUGCCCAUUCUUCUCUACCUUUUAUAGUCCCACUUGUGGCACAUGCCCAGGGAUAAUGCUAGGCACAAGUGCCAUGGGAACCCAUUUAUUGAGUCGUGGCCCGGGAUGGCGGAUGGUCACCCUCACAGUUCAAGGGUGGUUUCUGCUGUUCUGGACCAUGGCAUGGGGAGGUAAUGCAUAGGAGCAGGUGUCAGGCUAUGGAUGGAUUGUGGCUAAACAAAGUUUUAAUUUUUUGUAUUACUGGGAUCAUCCAUUUAUAUAUUGCAGUUAUUCUUCAUUCAAGUCAGAUAUCUUGAAAGCCUUUAUAUAUAAAAAUGCAAGCACUAACUUUUUUUUUUUUUCAUAAAAUAUGGAAAUUAUUUUGGUUUUGAUAUUUUUACAAGGAUGAAGAUUAUUAAAUUUAUGAAAAAGUGUAAGACUGAAGAAUAUAUAUAUAUACACACUUUCUGUA
Messenger RNA from Scylla paramamosain (green mud crab), 4118 nucleotides. RefSeq lists its product as uncharacterized. The transcript is spliced from 4 exons. Lineage: Eukaryota; Metazoa; Arthropoda; Malacostraca; Decapoda; Portunidae. Bases 117 to 914 code for a protein of 265 amino acids. The record is from RefSeq and is a predicted model, not a curated record.